Podarcis raffonei (Aeolian wall lizard) is the source of this 6322-nucleotide messenger RNA. It is a transcript of the gene CRACD, whose product is annotated as capping protein inhibiting regulator of actin dynamics. NCBI's taxonomy places the organism in Eukaryota, Metazoa, Chordata, Lepidosauria, Squamata, Lacertidae. Gene Ontology annotation, biological process: maintenance of gastrointestinal epithelium; negative regulation of barbed-end actin filament capping. The coding region runs from base 590 to 5437 and encodes 1615 amino acids. The transcript has 11 exons. The record is from RefSeq and is a predicted model, not a curated record.
GCGAGGCUUAAGGGUGGGGCCGGAGAGAGAGAAGCCUGGUUUAGAAAGGGGGGGAAAGCGAGCGAGCGAUCGCGCCUCGACCUCCGCGGAGCCUGUUCCCUCCCUGAUCAACUUGAGGCUGCCGGGUUGCAGGGAGAGCGAGCAUGUGAUCGCAUUGGCUCGCCUUGCCAUGGUGUGGCAGCAGCGCGGGCAGCAAUGGAGGCGGCUUAAGGGACGAGGCUGGGCGGCUGCUGCUGCUGCUGCUGGCUGGCUAAACCGCAGAUGGGAAAGCCCGACCCAAUUUCUCGUCGCCAAAUCCAGCUGGAAAGAAGAGCAUUAAUUGGCAUACCGAAGAAGUGCAUGCAAAGUUUUGAUACUUUGGAAAGUCCUGAGUGGACCUGUAUAUAAGAAGAUUAAAGUUUGGGAAGACAAGAAAAAAGCAAGCAAAUUCCAGCCUUUUAAGAAGUUUUUUGGUAGGAGGAAAAAACGGGAGGCGACCCCAGACCAAGAGGACACCAAGCUGAAACCAAGCAGUUCCUUUGGAAAUGUCUGCAAUGGACUGUCUUCCGAUGAAGAGACAAACAGUGGUCUGAGGUCUUCCAAUCAUAGUAUGGGAACACGGGCCUUUUCCCAUGAGAGUAUUUUUAUACCUGAUGGGCGAACAGAGAGUGAAGAGUCUCUUCAAGCAAUGUCACAAGAAAACAUCCUAGGCAAAGUCAAAACCCUUCAGCAACAGUUGGCCAAGAAUAUUAAAUUUGGCCAACCUUCACAAGUGACUGUUUCAGUGAAGACAGUUGGGGAAGCAAACGCUAGUUUGGAAGCAGAUGUGUUACUCAGUAGCCCCAUGGAGACGUCUGCACAGCAGGACAUGGUCCUUCCAGAGAGCAAUAAUAAAUCAGGUGGCACACCCGAUUCAUUAAGCCCAGCAAGUUUGCGUGGAACAAGGCAGGAAGUGGAAGAUAAGGUUACACCGGUCAAAUCAUCAUCGCGGCCGAAAAGGCAUCACUCACCUUCUGGCACCAUUGAAACGGUCAACCUCGAUGCAAUUCCCCUGGCAAUUGCCCGCCUGGACAACAGUGCAGCAAAGCACAAACUCUCUGUUAAGCCAAAGAAUCAGAGGGUUUCCAAAAAGCACAGAAGGUUAUCACAGGAGAUGCAAAGUGUGGCAGUGGCAGAGGUUGAACAAGAAAUCCUAGAACCACAAUUGUAUGAAGAGAAGCUCUCCAAACAUGAUGGCUACCAUGUUGCAGACAAGCCUAUCCAGCAUAGGGAAAGCCAAGAACAGAAAGAGGGCAAAAGAAAGCUAGAACAUUGCUGGAGAAACUUGGAGACUGAGAAGAAAGUAGAAAUGGCUGAAGCAGAGUCAAAAAGCCACACGGAACACAAAAGACUUCAAGAAUGCCAAAGGGAAAAAGAAGGGAAGAAACAGAAGCUUCAGGAGGAAGAGCAGCUUUUGAAGAUGGAAGAGAGAAAGGAUCGAGAGGGGAAGAAAAGUCUUGAAAAACGGAGGCAUCAAGAAUUUCAGAUGCAGAGGCACAAAGGACUAGAGGAGCAGAGACGGAAUGAAGAGGGCCUUCAGGAACCAGAGGAACAGAUGCAUCAGGAAAAAGGAAAGCAGCAUGAACUAAAGGAACAAAAGCAAAGGCAACUGGAAGAGCAAAGGCAUCAGGAACUGGAGGCACAAAGGCAACUGGAAGAGCAAAGGCACCAGGAACUGGAGGCGCAAAAGCAACUGGAAGAGCAAAGGCAUCAGGAACAAGAGGCACAAAGGCAAUUGGAAAAGCAAAGGCAUCAGGAACUGGAGGCACAAAGGCAUCUGAAAGAGCAAAGACAACUGGAAGAGCAAAGGCAUCAGGAACUGGAGGCGCAAAGGCAACUGGAAGAGCAAAGGCAUCAGGAACUGAAGGCGCAAAGGGAACUGGAAGAGCAAAGGCAACAGGAACUGAAGGCGCAAAGGCAACUGGAAGAGCAAAGGCAUCAGGAACUGGAGACGCAAAGGCAUCUGAAAGAGCAAAGGCAUCAGGAACUGGAGGCGCAAAGGCAACUGGAAGAGCAAAGGGAACUGGAAGAGCAAAGGCAACAGGAACUGAAGGCGCAAAGGCAACUGGAAGAGCAAAGGCAUCAGGAACUGAAGGCGCAAAGGGAACUGGAAGAGCAAAGGCAUCAGGAACUGAAGGCACAAAGGCAACUGGAAGAGCAAAGGCAUCAGGAACUGAAGGCACAAAGGCAACUGGAAGAGCAAAGGCACCAGGAACUGGAGGCGCAAAGGCAACUGGAAGAGCAAAGGCACCAGGAACUGGAGGCACAAAGGCAACUGGAAGAGCAAAGGCACCAGGAACUGGAGGCACAAAGGCAACUGGAAGAGCAUAGACAUCGAGAACUAGAAGCACAAAGGCAACUGGAAGAGCAAAGACACCGAGAACUGGAGGUGCAAAGGCAACUGGAAGAGCAAAAGUGGCAAGAACUGGUGACUGAAAGGCAAAGGAAAGAGGAAGAACAAAGACAUCGAGAACUGGAAGAGCAAAAAUGGCAGGAACUGAAGGAUCAAGAAGAAGGAGAAGAAAAGAAACACAGAGAAUUAGAGGCAAAGCAACAACAUAAAAAGCUCUUUCAGCAAGGGUGGAAAGACAGGCAAGAACAGGGGACGCAAAAAUGGCAGGAAGAAAAACAAGGGCAUCAGAAUUUAGGACAGGGAGCGCAAGGACUGGAAGAGCAAAUGAAUGAGGCUGAAAAGCAGGAUGAACUGAAACAGGAAGUACUUCAAGUGCAAAAAAGGCAAACAAACCUGAAACAAAAAGAUCUAGAGAAAAAAAGGAAUCUAGAAGAUGAAGAAAGGUUGGAAGGGAAGGGAAGUGCCAUUAAGCUGGAAAAGCAAAAGAGACCAGAAGAACUACCACAGAAUCUAAAGGAGAAACUGAAUAAGGACAAACAAGAUCAGCAAAAACUGGAUAAACCAAUUAGACCAGCAGCAGAACACAAAAGAUGUGAACCACAGCCAUGGCCUGAGAAGAGGAUGCAACAGGAAGAGUUGAUAGAGAGGGAAGGAGGGCAAAAGCUGAAAGAACAGAAAUCCCCUAGUUUAGAAGGACAAAGACCACUGGAAAAGCCAAAAGAACAAGACAAAUCCUUCCCAUUGCAACAGGACAAAAAUAUUCAUUUGGGAGAGCAACAUUUGGAAAGCCCCGAGAAAGAUCUUCCACUUAGAGAAGCUAGCCAGCAAACGAUAAAGCAGCCAGACAAUGAGCAGAAGGAAGAAGAAACUCUAAGGCACCACCAGAAAAGGGACAUUGAAGCUCAAGAGCAGGAAAGAAUCUUAGGCGAGGAGCUCCGAUGGCAGGAAGUUGACGCAAGGCAAACUAUGCCCAGGGGAUUUACCUUCCAAGUAUCCUCUGGAGAAAAGCAAAUUAUAUUUCCGAAAGUAAAUCUGAGCCCAGUUACGCCUGUCAAAGAGGCACCAACUCCUUCAGCUGCAAAAGAAUUGACGACUCCUAAAUCCAGCAAAGGUUCUCACGGUCCCCCGACUUCUUUGUGUGUCCCCCACACAGCAAUUUUGGUCACCGGAGCGCAGCUCUGUGGAACUGCGGUCAACCUCAAUCAGAUAAAAGAUACGGCUUGCAAAUCUCUCCUUGGCUUAACAGAAGAGAGAAAAACGAUGGACGCACGGAAAACGUCACCAGAUGCGAAGCGUAGGAAUAGUAAAAUGAAAUAUGCCCAAGAGCCAUUGGGCAACCAAACCAUCCCAGCUGAGUGGGCUUCCAUUAGGUCAAAAAUAUUAAAAAGUGCAGAAAAUGGCCAGCGCAAUGAGAGAGACAAAGGAAGCCUCAGUAGGCAUAGUGAUGAUUGGACACCUAAAGGACAAAAUGCUUCCCACGGUAAUUUGCGCAAGACCUUAUCUGCAAGUGCAAAGUUUUCUAUAACUCCUGCCUGGCAGAAGUUUUCGGCUAAUGCAAGCGCCGAGAGUAAAGUUGGCCUUGAAGCAGAAACCCCAGCCAAGCCGUUGGGUUCACCCACGGUCCAUUCAACCCAAGAGACAGUUCAUACCGAGGCACCGUCAGCUGCAGGGAAUAAUCUUGGAACACCCACAGGAAAUACUGAAAUACAUCGCGAAGUGGCAGGCAACACCGAGGGUUGUAAAUUUGCCAAAGAUCUCCCCUCUUUCCUUGUUCCAGGCGUCUCGCAUUCUCUACGUCAGGAAGUAGCCCAGUCAGAAAGUGCAGCAGCUGCUAUGGAAACACAGCAGAAGGUUGGUACAAGGAAACUGGACGGCACUUCCCCAAAUGGAGAAGAAAAUGUGUCCCCAUUCGGGGUGAAAUUAAGGAGGACCAACUACUCCUUGCGCUUUCACUAUGAUCAGCAAGCUGAGCAGAAGAAGAAGAAAAGGUACAGCGCAGGAGACAGUUUUGAUGGGGUGCCCACCCCGCUGGUUACGCCUGACAAUGAGAAAGAUGCAAAUAAUAUGUUUUUAAAAGAGAACAAAUCCCCAAGCCAAGAGAGAAAGGAUGUCAUGGUUAAUUCUGUGAAGAACUCCUCAGCUAAUAUUAAUCAGAAUUAUACGACAGCCGCAGCGGUAUCUCUCCCAGCUAGCAGUCACGUGUCUGCACCUGGUCAAGAGAAACCCAUCUGCAAGUCACCACUCCUGCAAAAACCUGCAUUGGCUCCAAAGCCCACCAGCCAAACUCCGCCAUCAUCCCCUCUCUCAAAAAUGCGCAGGUCUCACUUAACCGAAUCCACGGGGCAAAGGGUGGCUAAAACAGAGCCUGACACCACCUGGAGAAAAACUGAAUCUAAAGGGAGCUCUCUGCUUUCACAAGCCCACGAGGCAAGCAAGGGGGAAGAGGAGGAGUCUAGGGAGAAGAGGUCCUUUUUCCCAUCUAUCACUAUGCCAUGGAGAGAGAGAACAGAGAAGAAGCCAGAGCCGUUGAAAAAAGAAAGGCCAGUUCUUCAGAGCAGACAUUCCAUAGAUGGCUCCAAGCUGAUUGAGAAAGUUGAAACCGCACAGCCGCUCUGGAUCACGUUGGCUCUGCAAAAGCAGAAGGGCUUUCGAGAGCAGCAGGCGACCAGAGAGGAAAGGAGACAAGCCAGGGAGGCAAAGCAAGCCGAGAAACUUGCUAAAGAAAAUGCCAGUAUCAGCAAUCAGGCAGAUACUAAAAGUAGCAGCAGCAGCAGCAGCAGCAGCAGAACUAGUACAUUGCCUCGACCCUCAGCCCAGGAAGAGAAGAAAGCUGAGACUCCUUUGUCAAGGUUUGAACGCAGAGAACAGCUUAAAAAAUCCAACACUCUUCCUACAUCUGUGACAGUGGAGAUCUCGGAUUCUCUUCCGCCGUCACCCUUGACUAAAGAAGUCACCAAGAGAUUCUCCACGCCAGAAGCGAAUCCAGUGUCGACAGAACCUGCCUGGCUGGCCUUAGCCAAGAGGAAAGCAAAGGCCUGGAGUGACUGUCCCCAAAUCAUUAAGUAAAUGAUACUGGUUUUGCUCUCUUUCUGUUGUUUAUUAAUUGCUCUCUCUUUAUUUGUAUUUUCACAUGACAGAACCAACUGGGACAAACAUAAGUGCAUAUCCUGAAGGAUGAAGAACAUUUUUAACAGUUUUACCCAUUUUUCCUGGCUCACUGCAGAUUUCACCUACAUUUUAGAAUCUUUUGCAUCGAAAAUCUAAGGACUAUAGAAUAGAGGUUUAGGCACAAAGCUCAAGUUUCAUCUCUCUUGAAAGCAUAUGGAUGUUAUGUGUUAGGGGUUCAUAUCACUUUAAGGAUCAGUGCCGAAAUGUUCCUGAAUUUUGGCUCUGAUGGUAUGGAUUUCCAUUUGUGUUUUUUUAUAUAUAUGUUGCUGCAAAGCAGAUAUUCCAGCCACUUAAGCUGCUAAAAUGAAUGUAAUGCACAUGUUGUUUCCACUUUUGAAUGGAGAAAGUAAUACCAUUUACUGAUAAAUUUAUAAACCUCUACAGGAUUCUGGAAGACCUGCCUUAGUAGUAGUAAAGAGAGUAUACUAUGAUUACCUUUUCUUAAUGUUGCAAAUAAUUUAUGGAUGAAUUUAAAAUAUUUAAGUUCAACUUGUGACUGAUGAAAGCACCGAUACGCCCAGUCCUACCAUAGAGUUUGCAAUAUAGUAGCGUCUCUCAGUUUGGAGCUAUUAAUGGAGUUAGCUCUCCUGUAAUGAGAACCCAUCAAGAUAUUUUUACAAAUUCAGUAUUUUGUUUUUAAAAGCUUAAUUGUGACAAAAAAUGCCUUUAUCAGCUGCUUCUAACUGGAAAUAUAUAUAAAUAAUUAACAUGCUGAAACAGGGUGGCAUCAAAUAUGCAUUUUCAUGCAAUGAUUCUUCAAACCAUGCAGAAGCUGUCAUGCAA